AUGAAUGGACAUACCAUUGAAUUCGAGCUGGAUACCGGUGCCCCUGUAUCGAUAAUUGACGAGGCAACGUGGUCGAGGAUAGUUUUGAGAGGUCGGUGUAUUGUGGAGCUUACAGUCCUAGGGACGUGCCACAGCAAUGGAAGUAUUGUGGGCUUCACGCAAGAAGUAUGGAACACUAAAGAGCGGUUACGGGAGAAGAUAAAGGUCUUAUUAGAAGAGAAUCAAAUAUUGUUAAGGAAAGGAUUGCACCACGGCAAAAGUAGCGCUGAGGAUGAAACAAGGACAAGAAAAGUCCAAAUUUUGCAGAAAACAACCAGAAUAGUAGAGAACGGUACACUUAUUAGGCUGGAACAUUCGGAGUGGGCCACACCGCUAAUGGUGGUUCCCAAACCAGUAUGGAACAUAAGAUCAUGCGGAGAUUAUAAAGUGACGAUAAACCUACAGUUGGACAUCAACCAACCACUGCCCAAGCCGGAUGAUUUGUCGCAUGUUAAACGGAGGGCAGAAGUUUUCGAAGAUGGAGCUGUCGGAUGCAUAUAUGCAAUUAGAAUUAGAGCCGAAAUUCAAAAAUCUACUACAGUUAAUACCCAGGGAAUGUUUGAGAGAGGUUGCGAAAAGACUGAGGGAAGCAGGGUCUAA
Messenger RNA from Ostertagia ostertagi, 639 nucleotides. The record is from the annotation of a GenBank genome assembly. Lineage: Eukaryota; Metazoa; Nematoda; Chromadorea; Rhabditida; Trichostrongylidae.